Molecule: messenger RNA, 1501 nt
Organism: Lepisosteus oculatus (spotted gar)
Lineage: Eukaryota; Metazoa; Chordata; Actinopteri; Semionotiformes; Lepisosteidae
Gene: nicol1
Product: NELL2 interacting cell ontogeny regulator 1
Source: RefSeq, a predicted model, not a curated record
CAACGGAGCUGAUUUGAUCAGAGUCACGCCAGUCACAAAAGUGCUACAGACACUGGCCAGAGGCAGGCGGCCACCGCUUGGCGUUCCGUUCUUUAUGAAAGACGGCUGUGAGCUGGCGGACUGCGGCAUGAUGUCUCCGUGCGGGCCCCGGGCGGGCUGCGCUCUCGCCCUGCUGCUGCUGCUCUCGGCGCUGGUCGGCGGGGAGCCCGCAGGCGCUGACCAGGACGCUGGCACCGUCAUCCCAGCCGAGAGUCGCCCCUGCGUUGAUUGCCAUGCCUUUGAGUUCAUGCAGAGGGCGCUGCAGGACCUAAAGAAGACAGCCUUCAACCUGGACUCCAGGACAGAAGCCCUGCUCCUGAGGGCAGAAAAAAGAGCCCUUUGUGACUGCUUGCCUACCAGCACCCUGAGCUGAGCCAGCAACAAGAAGAUCCCCAUUCUGAUGGUUUUUUACAACAACAGUCCUCCAGACACCCCCAAUAAACUAUAUCACAAGCUGUAUUAUGACGCUUGAAAAAAAUCAGAUUCAUACUGUAACAAAAAACAACAAGUUAAGGAUUUUGAAGUAAGAGAAAGGAUUUACCAUUUUUGUGUUAUACUUCAGUUAGUUGUUUGGAGCACUGCAAGCAGUUACUAGGACAGCAGGAGCAGUUGUAUAGUGUACAGCUCUGUUCUACAAAACAACGUUUUGUUUUUGUUAAAAGAAUUGGUGGAAUAUUGUUUUGGGGUGGUGAUUUUGUAAAGUCUAUUUGUAAGCAAAUUUAAAAGCUAGGUAGUAAAAAACAUAGUACAGUACCUUCCUUUCUCCCAGCGCAGCCCGGAGGAGGAAAUGGAGAUUGCUUGAAAGUGUUCACCAGUUGGGUUUCUUAGCACCAGAAUAUUUCCAUACUGAAAUAUUCAACUUUAAAAUAACAUAUUGCAAAAAUCUUUCACGAUGGUAAAGGGUUCUCAAUUUUUGUUAUGCAGAUUAUUGUUACACGAAUGUAACAUAUAAAAGACAUAUAAAAGAAAUCUUCAUCAUCGUAGAAAAACUCUUCUGUCUUGUGUAAUCCUGGGACUCGUGCUGUUUUGCUUUUUCAUUUCUACAUUGUGAUUUGACACCUGUGUUGACCUGAACCUUCAUUAUUGACCUACGGUUGGUUUUUCAUCAUUAGUUAACAGGGUCUGAUUUUCCUAAGCAUUAUGUUAUAUUUGGCAACAUAAAAUUAGUCAAGAUUUGGUUUGAUAGGUUAAAAAUUCAGCAGGAUAUGCUGGAUACUAAGAACAGGGAUAACAUUUAAUCUAAACUUACCAAUUGUGUUCAGACUGUCAGACCCUGCAAGAGGUAUGCAAGUUUUAGCUAGUUUGUAAAGUAGAAAAUGUAAAAUGUUGAAGAAAUGUCACAGUUUUUCCGUUAUUUUUUGUUAAUGCCUCUUUUUCUACACUUUGCAAAGUUUAAGGCACUAAAGUUUUCAUUACUGUAUCUGUUACUUCCCUUGUAUUAAAAUGCAAACGUGUCACUGUA